GGCUAAACACCCCCGGGGGCGGAGCUGAGGGAGAGCGGACCUCAAAAUGGCGCCUACGAGCCGCGAGGGGGGAACUGAUCUUAGCGAAGACUGUCCGUGCAGUUAACCUCUGUGAUUUUUCUGUUCUCUGGAUGGAAGGCGCAGAAGAGUCUUACCAUUCCUGAAAUAAGUUAGGCCAGUGUUUUCCUAAAAGCAGGACGCUGGGCUCCCCGGAAGCCAUCUGGACAUGACUUUAGCUGUUCCUUAUUUCAUCUGCCGCUGUUGCAAACAGUGUCCGAGUGCCAGAUACCGUCACCGAGCAUUUUCAACCACCCCGUACACUUGGUCACAAGCCAGGAACAGCAGCUACUAUGACUUGCUGGGGAUCAAGAAGGAUGCUACCCAAGAGGAGAUUAAGCGGGCCUUCUUCUGCAAGUCCAAGAAGCUCCAUCCUGACAGCAACCCACGUGAUCCUGAUCUGCACAACCAGUUUGUGAAGCUGAACGAGGCCUACACGGUGUUAAGUAAGGAGAGCAGUCGGAGGCAGUAUGACAGCAUGCGAGCUGCCCGAGCCGCCUGGGGGCCUCCGCCCGGCUAUGGAAGGAGCCCCGAUUUUCAGACAAGGAGCAAAACGGGGCCCGGCAAGGAGAAGGACUUUGACGAGUGGGCUCAGCAAUUCUACUACAGGGAUCCAUUCUCGGCAGAAGAGGCCGAGAGGAGACGGCAGGGAAACCACAAGCUGGUGCAGUACAUACUGAUGAUGAUGAUGGGCGUCGCGUUAAUUCAGUUCAUAGCGUACAGGCAGUUUUCAGAAAUUAGCGCAAGGAAAGUGGCUGAGAAGAAUGAACAGCUCACCCGAAUAUAUAAUGAAAGCAAGGAACGAGCAAGGGCUAAAAGGAAGAAGCGGCAGCAGCUGGAGCUGCUGUAUCAGAAGCAGAACGAAUUUGUCCAGCGGUAUUACACGCGCUGCAAGCGGUUCGCUGCAGCCCCUGGACGCUUUGGAUCGGUCACGGAUCCUGCGGCGUCCAUCCCCACUGCCAAAUAAAACUGAACAGGAGCCGAGA
Pogona vitticeps (central bearded dragon) is the source of this 1043-nucleotide messenger RNA. It is a transcript of the gene DNAJC4, whose product is annotated as DnaJ heat shock protein family (Hsp40) member C4. The record is from RefSeq and is a predicted model, not a curated record. Lineage: Eukaryota; Metazoa; Chordata; Lepidosauria; Squamata; Agamidae.